UACGAAAUGCCUUUUUUUUUGUUCCUCUUUUUGAAAACCUGGAGAUUUGUUUCGUUCCGUUUCUUUGUUGACCCGAUUAGGGUUUUCUUUGAAUCUCCAUAAUUUGCGCCGUGAGAUCUGGAGCGCAAUCAAGGUAACUGGCCCUUCUGGGUGUGCUUGCAUUCGAUUUUUUCUCUGGCGAAAGGCGUGAGCUUUUGCUUCUCUUCUACUUUUUGGCCUCGUUUCUUUUUUGCGCUCGUCUGCUGGACGAUGUAAUUGAUCGUGCGUUUGACGAAACUGUGAAAUCGGAGAAUCGUUUUGGUGAUCUUUGGUCGAAUUUCUUAGUACAGUCUCGAGGGUUUAGCUCAGGAGAAGGUUGGCUGGCUCUAGGAUUAGGGAUAUUGCUUCUGAGCUUAUGAAUUUGGGUUUUCCUACUGAAUCUUUGGUUUGAUCCUGGAUUGGAUUCAGGUUUCCGAGGUGAAUUAGGGAUGUAUGGUCGGAGUUUGGAUCUCUCUUGAUCGCUCUCGGUCCUUGCUUUGGUGGAAAUCUAGAUACUUGCUGCUACAGUUUCGCUUAGGCCAGAACCAGAUCUAGGUUUAGCUGUGAUAAGGUUGAUUUUUUUCUGAAUUUGUUGAAGGAUUCGUCUCUUGGGUGUUAUCUGAGACUCUGAUUUGGUUAGUAAGUCUGAUAUAGAAGAGGACUUGGUGUAGCGAACUGAGCUUUCCCCUGAUGGAUAACUCGAGGCAAAGGCAAAGCGACCAUUUGGGUGUGAAUAAGAUCGGGAAGAACAUUAGGAAGAGUCCUUUGCACCAACCGAAUUUUGCUAAUGCUAACACUGCGAGGCCACAGCCACAGCCUCAGGUUUAUAACAUAAGCAAGAAUGACUUUAGGAGUAUUGUUCAGCAGCUAACGGGUUCGCCAUCACGUGAAAGCCUUCCUCGGCCUCCUCAGAACCCGCCAAAGCCUCAGAAUACACGGUUGCAGAGGAUAAGGCCGGCACCGCUGACUCAGAUUAGCCGGCCUCCGGUUCCUCCCCAUGCUAUGGCUCCUCCUCCGGUUCCUGCUCAGUUUAACAGUAACUUUGCCAGGCCACCGCCUCAACCUUAUGCCCGGCCAUUGCCACAAGCUAUGCAACCGAUGACAGGUCAUGGGGAUCAGGCUUGGUCUAAUACAGCUGAGUCUCCUGUUUCUGUGUAUAUGCGUUAUCUUCAAAGUUCGAUUGCUGAGUCAGGACCCGAUGGAAACCAAGUACAGCCAGCUCACGAUUCCCAGCCACAUAUGCCAGCUCAAUCUCAACCUCCGCCUCAAACCCUUAUGCCGGGUCAUCCUCAACCUCAGUACCGUGUGACGGGUCAACCUCAAAUGCAGCCAGCAUCAUAUGGAGCAGUUCCUUACGCAGCCAUGCCGGUUCAACCAAUGCCACCCAAUCUUCCUUCCCCGAGGUUUAAUGGUCCUGUACCGGUCAUGCCUGCUUUGCCCUCUCCCCGGUUUAAUGGCCCACCCCAACCGAUACACGGUCUUCCUUCUCCACAAUUUAGCGGUCCUGGGCUACUACCUUCCCCUACUUCCCAGUUCCUCCUGCCAUCUCCCACCUCUUACCCGAACCUUUUCUCCCCAAGAUCAUCUUAUUCUUACCCAUUGCUGUCACCCGGAGUUCAAUAUCCUCCACCACUAACACCGACCUUCACAUUUUCUCCUAUGGGUCAAGCCGGAGUUCUUGGUCCAUUUCCGAGCCCUCAACCUCCUCCAUCCCCAGGUCUCUUGUUCCCGUUAUCGCCAUCUGGGUUUUUUCCAAUGUCAAGUCCUAGAUGGAGAGAUCACUAGGAGAGGGUGAUCGUCUUCUUCGAGUUUUCUUUUUUGUUGAAUAAGGUAAUCUGGUGAUGUCUUAACCCUGUUUAGGCUAAUGUUUGUAUAAUGAGAAGAGAGAAAUCUUAUGAGCUUACAGGAUGGGAGAGGAGAGCCAGGGCUGUGAGACAAUAAAGGAGAGUCCUAGGACAAGGCAGGUUUAGAAACAUGUAAUUUUUUGUAGCUUUUAAAGGGUGAUAGGCAAAAGAUUUAGUUGGUGGAUGAUUUUUUGUAUUUUGUACCUUUUGUUUGUUGGUGAGGAAGGAACUUGCUCCCUCUCUCUCUCUCUCUGUUGGGCAUUUUGGCUCAAUGUUGUGAAAAAUAUGUACAUUUACUAUUGGGGAAAGGUCCCUUAAAGAAUAUUUUGUUUUUGUUUUA
This is a messenger RNA of Tarenaya hassleriana, 2202 nucleotides long. Its product is annotated as protein HAIKU1-like. The coding region runs from base 709 to 1803 and encodes 364 amino acids. The record is from RefSeq and is a predicted model, not a curated record. The transcript has a single exon. NCBI's taxonomy places the organism in Eukaryota, Viridiplantae, Streptophyta, Magnoliopsida, Brassicales, Cleomaceae.